AUGGUUUCUGCUAGUGGAGCCUCAUUUUUAAAGGGUAUGUUGCUUGGGAGCAUUUCCUGGGUUUUGAUAACUAUGUUUGGCCAAGUUCACAUUCGACACGGAGCUCAAACUGGAGACCACGAGCACCAUCACCUUCGCCCACCUAACAGAAAAGAUUUCUUGAACAUUUCAGAAGUGACAUUCAUAGAGCUCAGUAAAAGUAUCCGUGUUUUCUGUAUCAUCUUUGGAGAAACCGAAGAUGAGAGUUACUGGGAUGUACUGAAAGAGACUUGGACCAAACACUGUGACAAAGCAGAGCUCUAUGUUUAUGGUACUAAAAAUGAUAAUUUGUUUAAUAUAGAAAGAAAUGACAAGUGGCUACAGAUGAGAAGAACUUACAAAUAUGUCUUUGAAAAGUAUGGCAACAGCUACAAUUGGUUCUUUCUUGCACUUCCCACUACAUUUGCUGUCAUUGAAAAUUUAAAGUACCUUUUGUUUACAAGGGACGCAUCACAACCCUUUUAUCUGGGCCACACUGUUAUAUCUGGAGACCUCGAAUUUGUGACUAUGGAAGGAGGAAUUGUCUUAAGUAUAGAGUCAAUGAAAAGGCUGAACAGACUUCUCAAUAACUCUGAAAACUGUGCAGAUCAAAGUGUGAUUUGGAAGUUAUCUGAAGAUAAGCAGCUGGCAAUCUGCCUGAAAUAUGCGGGAGUUCUUGCAGAAAAUGCAGAGGAUAAUGAAGGAAGAGAUGUGUUUAAUACAAAAUCAAUUGUACAUCUUAUUCAGGAACAUAUGUCUAAUAACCCUGGGCAAGUAGUAGAAGGCUGCUGUUCAGAUAUGGCUAUUACUUUUAAUGGACUGACUCCCCAAAAGAUGGAAGUAAUGAUGUAUGGUGUGUACCGGCUGAGGGCAUUUGGACAUCAUUACAAUGACACACUGGUUUUCUUGCCUCCAAAUGGUUCAAAAAAUGACUGAGAGCUGGGGAAUAGUAGAACUGUCCUGUCCAGGAGCACUUGAAAUAUGGGUAGUCCAAAUUAAGAUGUGGUGUAAGUGUAAAAUACAUACUUUAUUCAAUAAUACACAUAUUAUUAGAAAACAGUGCAAAAAUGUAAAAUAUCUCAUCUGUAAUUUUUUAUAUUGACUCCACAUUGAAUUGAUAAUAUUUUGGAUAUUUUGCAUUAAAUAAAAUAUUCUAUU
Messenger RNA from Propithecus coquereli (Coquerel's sifaka), 1176 nucleotides. It is a transcript of the gene C1GALT1C1L, whose product is annotated as C1GALT1-specific chaperone 1 like. The coding region runs from base 1 to 954 and encodes 317 amino acids. Gene Ontology annotation, molecular function: N-acetylgalactosaminide beta-1,3-galactosyltransferase activity. The transcript has a single exon. The record is from RefSeq and is a predicted model, not a curated record. NCBI's taxonomy places the organism in Eukaryota, Metazoa, Chordata, Mammalia, Primates, Indriidae.